This is a messenger RNA of Funneliformis mosseae, 565 nucleotides long. The record is from the annotation of a GenBank genome assembly. NCBI's taxonomy places the organism in Eukaryota, Fungi, Glomeromycota, Glomeromycetes, Glomerales, Glomeraceae.
UUUUAUAACUGACAAUACUUGUAAAAUUCUGGCAACACCUUCUACAAAUGAUUGCAAUAAUGAAGAUACUCAUGAAUUUUUAUUUGAUUAUAAAGCAUUUCAAAAUGCUAAAGAAAGAGCUAGUUUAGAUGAAUGUAAUGAAGUUAAUAUCGAUAUAAUAUGGGAGGACAUGGACUCAAUUGAAAAAGAUUCUAUUGAAAAAAGUUCAACAAUUAGUUCUGAUGAAAACUAUCUAAUAAGUGACAUUGAGUGUACAAAUCUUGUUCUAUGUGUAUUGAUAGAUAUUUUUGAUGGACAAAUAAAACGUUGUCCAAAUUAUGCAAAGCCAAGACAUACUCUUUAUCCUCUUCGACAAUUAGUAGAAACAUCUUUAACUAAUUCAGAACAAAGUAUCUUUUUAAGAUUACAACAAACAUCUGAAUUAUCGAUAAAAAAAACAAAAGAAAUAUUUAUUGAAAUCUGUUCUUUACCAGAUAGCAAACCUGAAGAUUGGGAUAUGAAAAGAAUUCGAGAAAUUUGGUUAAGAUUCAGAAGACAAAUUAAAAGACAGAAACAAAAUGCAUAA